Molecule: messenger RNA, 2213 nt
Organism: Capsicum annuum
Lineage: Eukaryota; Viridiplantae; Streptophyta; Magnoliopsida; Solanales; Solanaceae
Product: malate synthase, glyoxysomal
Exons: 4
Coding region: 306-2021 (571 amino acids)
Biological process (GO): glyoxylate cycle
Cellular component (GO): cytoplasm
Molecular function (GO): malate synthase activity
Source: RefSeq, a predicted model, not a curated record
GAGGCUGGCACAAAUAUCAAAAAGACACCCCCCCCCCCCCCAGUAUUAUCCUUGUUUUGAACAUAUCAAGAAGCACGUAAGGAAAACGAUCACCUACUGCAUGAUCCUUUUAUCAUCUGACGCACAUAAUGCCAUCCUAUAAUUUAUCAUCUAAAUUUAGACCCAUAACGAUAAGCUUUAUCCCCAUUACAAUAUUAUAAAGGAAAUCAUGAAAUCAGUACCUAUCCACAUUAUUAUAAAUUUCACCAAUCUAUACCUCUUGCAUUACAACAACCAGCCAGCUACUAAAACUGUUUCUUGAAAAAAUGGUUAGCUUUGAGACAUUCCUUACACCUACUAACACUGUUCAGAAAAAGAGCAGUGGAAUAAUUGGUUAUGAUGUGCCUGAAGGGGUGGACAUUAGGGGAAGAUAUGAUCCUGAAUUUUCCAAGAUUUUAACUAGGGAUGCUUUGACGUUUGUUGCUGAUUUGCAAAGGGAGUUCAGGAACCAUAUUAAGUAUGCUAUGGAGUGUCGAAGAGAGGCUAAAAUGAGGUAUAAUAAUGGCAGUUUGCCGGGGUUUGAUCCGGCUACUAAGUAUAUUAGGGAAGGAGAGUGGGUGUGUGCUCCUGUGCCGCAUGCGGUGGCUGAUCGGAGGGUGGAGAUUACUGGACCAGUUGAGAGGAAGAUGGUCAUCAAUGCUCUCAAUUCUGGUGCAAAAGUUUUCAUGGCUGACUUUGAAGAUGCACUGUCACCAAGCUGGGAGAAUUUAAUGAGAGGGCAUGUAAAUUUAAGGGAUGCAGUAAAUGGAACAAUAACAUUCCAUGAUCAAGCCAGAAACAAAGUGUAUAAACUGAACGAUGAGAUAGCUAAGUUGUUUGUGCGUCCUAGAGGGUGGCAUUUGCCAGAAGCUCACAUCUUCAUUGAUGGUGAGCCUGCCACUGGUUGCCUUGUCGACUUUGGCCUCUAUUUUUUCCAUAACUAUGCCAACUUCCGCAAGACCCAAGGACAAGGACUUGGACCCUUUUUCUAUCUUCCCAAAAUGGAACAUUCUAGGGAAGCUAGAAUAUGGAACAAUGUGUUUGAGAGGGCAGAGAGAUGGGCUGGAAUUGAGAAAGGAAGCAUUAGGGCCACUGUCCUGAUUGAAACACUUCCCGCGGUGUUUCAGAUGAAUGAAAUCUUGUAUGAACUGAGGGACCAUUCUGUUGGUCUCAACUGUGGUAGAUGGGAUUACAUUUUCAGCUAUGUCAAGACUUUCCAGGCUCACCCCGAUCGAUUGCUCCCUGAUAGAGUUCAAGUUGGCAUGGCUCAACACUUUAUGAGGAGUUACUCCGACUUGCUCAUCCAUACCUGUCACAAGCGUGGCGUCCAUGCUAUGGGAGGCAUGGCAGCUCAAAUUCCAAUCAGAGAUGAUCGAGCAGCUAACGAGGCAGCAUUGGAACUUGUAAGGAAGGAUAAGCUGAGAGAAGUGAAGGCAGGGCAUGACGGAACAUGGGCAGCUCACCCUGGCCUAAUUCCAGCCUGCAUGGAAGUGUUCACCAACAACAUGGCUAAUGCUCCUAACCAAAUCCAUUCCAUGAAGCGCCCAGAUGCAUCCGUCUUAACUGAAGAAGACCUGCUGCAGAGGCCAAGAGGGGUCCGAACCAUGGAGGGCCUCCGGCUGAACACCCGAGUGGGAAUUCAGUACUUGGCAGCCUGGAUGACAGGAGCGGGUUCUGUCCCACUUUACAACCUCAUGGAGGACGCUGCCACAGCCGAGAUCAGCAGAGUCCAGAACUGGCAGUGGCUGAAAUACGGCGUGGAAUUGGAUGGAGACGGACUUGGGGUGAAGGUGAACUUGGAACUGUUUGGAAGAGUGGUUGAAGAAGAAAUGGCUAGGAUUGAAAGAGAAGUUGGGAAGGAGAAAUUCAAGAAAGGAAUGUAUAAGGAGGCUUGCAAGUUAUUCACAAGGCAAUGCACUGCACCAGUGUUGGAUGAUUUUCUGACUCUUGAUGCCUACAAUAACAUUGUCAUGUAUCAUCCUAUUGGUUCGUCCCGACUCUAAAUCGAUCAAUCAGGUGUAGACAUGUAUCCCAGCAAUAAUAGUAGGAAAUGGAAUUUGGCCUUUGAGAAGAUGGCUAAAUUAUCUUAUGCCUCUCUUAUUCACCUUUGCUUUUCAAUCACUCCGUCAUCAGUAUUAUUGUGAGUACUGCUAUCUUUCCAUGUAAUAAUAAUAAUAAUAAAAGACAAUUGUUCA